GCUGCCCCAUUCCCACCGUGUCCACUCUCACCGUGUCCACUCUCACCAAGUCCGCCCUUCUUCCCUGCACUCUUCCCACAUAGACUCACAUGUUAUCUAGCUUUAUAUUCUUCAUGCAGUGUUUAUGAAAAAUUGGCAUGAGAUUGACUGUACUAUUUUUAUUUGAACCUGUGUAUAUGGCAAUCUAUCAAAAGUAUAUUUACUGGCAAUGAGGCCUAAGACUGGUCACUACUAAGACUGGAAACUACUAAGACUGGUCACUACUAAGACUGGUCACUACUAAGACUGGUAACUAAAAUAACUGUUAAUACACUUACCUUGCAAGUUACUCCUUAGAUGUAUCUGUCAAUAGUCUUGUUAUCACAGUGAAAGGUAAAAAAAAUUCUAAAACAUAUAUUUCAGGAUGAAAUAUAAGUAAGGCAAGGCAUUAAUUAGGACGAAAAACUUGUUACGCAAGUCUUACUGGUGUGUACCGUUGUAAUAACAGAGGUAAGUGAACCUCUCACUGAUAUCUGUAUUACACGAUAGUGACUGAGUGGCAAUUUAUUCUUCGUCGAUCAUCAAAUAACAGUGUUCUCCAGUAAGAGCUUUCAGACCACCAAAAUGGGCCUUGGGAUCCUAGACAGCGUGCUUCUGGCCCUGUCAGUGGUUGCCAGCGCUUCUAUCGGUCUAUAUUAUGGCAUUAAGGGGCUCAAAUCAACGCCUCUAGAGUAUCUGCUUGGUGGGCGGUCCAUGAAGCCCUUACCGUUGGCUCUGAGCAUCACUGUGGGUACUGUGUCAGCCAUCACAAUCAUGGGCAACGCAGGAGAGAUGUACGUCCACGGUACCCAGUUGUGGAUUAUGGACCUGGGCAUCGUGCUAGGUCUUAUCGGCAUAGCCAAGGUCUUCAUUCCCAUUAUGCACCCGCUACACAUGAUCUCCAUGUACCAGUACGUGGAGCGGCGGUUCAAGUCCCGGUGGCUACGUCAGGCCACAGUUGUGCUACAGCUCCUGGGUGGCUACUUCUUCAUCGGGUUCCUCCUCUACCCUCCCUCCAUCGCUCUGAAAACCUUCACUGGUCUCUCCAUCAUCACCAAUAUCAUCAUCAUCGGCGCCACCUGUACUCUCUACUCUGCUUUUGGUGGUGUGAAGGCAGUGGUGUACUCAGACGCGUUCCAGUCACUGGUAAUGGUAGCCGGUGUGCUAGCUAUUGUGAUCCAUGGCUCAGUCAAGGCUGACGGCUUCGAUAAGGUGUGGGACAUCGCCUACCAUAAAGGCAGGAUUGAAUUCUUCAACUUUGACUUGAACCCAUACCAGCGUCACAGCUUCUGGCUUUGUAUCGUCUUAGGCUUCUUCUUCACCCUGGGUACCUACGGUGUCAACCAGAGCCAGACACAACGCUACUUCAGCACGGGAUCUAUCAAACAGGCACAAUGGGUAUUAUACUAUGCUGCUAUGGGAAUGGUGUUCCUGCGAGCAUUGAUCCACCUUUCCGGGCUAGUUAUGUACGCUCACUUCAAGGACUGCGACCCUAUCACCGCCUCAGGCACAAUCUCAGACCCAUCUAUCGUGGUCAUAGCGUAUGUCCUAAGAGUUCUUACAGAAAUCCCUGGUCUGUCAGGCCUCUUCGUAGCAGCCAUCUAUGCCGCCGUCCUCAGUUCAGUGUCAACUCAGCUCAAUUCGCUGACAGCUGUUCUGUGGGAGGAUUUCCUGAAAGUUAUACCAGUCUUUGAGAACUGGAGUGAGGUCAAAGUUGGUGGACUACAGAAGGUACUAGUAUUCGUUACGGGUGUGUUGGGCAUCAUCCUGGGUUUGGUGGUAUCGACUUUUGACUGGUCAUUCCUGAGAGCGCUCUUUGCUAUUAAUGGAGCCCUCUCUGGCCCUCUCAUUGGUCUCUUCCUCACAGCUAUCUACUUCCCAUGGGUCAAUGUCAAGGGAGCCUCAGCCGGUUUUGUUGUAUCAAUCAUUAUCAACAUCUGCAUCGUCACUGGUCAGCUCAUGGAACCUAAGGCGAAGUUCCUGAGAUUGUCCCGAGACGGGUGUCCUCCAGGCAUCAACACUACGAUGUCUGUGCCUCUUAACUUCACAGCUCUUCCUUCAACCGUUUUUUCUACAGCUGCUGUUUCUUCAACAGCUAUUUCUUCAACAACUGUUUCUUCAACAGAUGUUUCUUCAACAGCUGUUCCUCCAACCGCUAAGAUCCAUCCUCUGUAUGGCCUCUCCUACUGCCUCAACUCGCUGUGGGGGACACUCUUCUGUAUAGUGGUGGCUGUCAUUGUCACCAUUGUCACAGGCAGCAACUCGCCUGAGGACGUCGAUAAGAAGCUGAUCGCUCCACAGUCGUGGGUCUUGUUCCAGAAACCACUUAUUACCCAAGGCAAAGAGUUUUUCUACAGGACAAUUAUCUGCAGGCGUUCCUCUGUCGAAGAUGAAAAUGACUUGAGGGCAGAUGAGAGUGAGGUUAAGGAUUCGCUACACAAAGACGACGAUAUCAACAACAGAAUGGCUGUCUGAAAUUAUGUUCCUAGAACGUAACAAACUGUCUGAAUGCUUGUUAAUCUGAUAUUGAUGUUAUUUAUUAGGGAAUUAAAGACAUUCCAUAAAAUUUUGUAUGCAAGACGAGUUGUGUGUACUGCCUUUGUAAAAUAAUUCCCUUCAAAGGGGAUAAAUUAAUUGACGAGGGCGCUGUUGAUCCGAGGAGU
Cherax quadricarinatus is the source of this 2681-nucleotide messenger RNA. The record is from RefSeq and is a predicted model, not a curated record. NCBI's taxonomy places the organism in Eukaryota, Metazoa, Arthropoda, Malacostraca, Decapoda, Parastacidae.